UCCCCCCCUCUCUCUCUCUGCCCCCCUGGCUCCGAUAGAAACUAGAGCACUACAUCAUCAUCAUCAUCAUAAUCGUCCUCUCCUCGAGACACGCAUCAAAGUUCACGUCGCACCGAAACACAGGUGCUUUGCAGCGCGAGACCGUCGAUAACGGAGUAAAAAGACUGUCCCAUUUAACCGAUCACAUCCCAAACCUUUUUACAUCAGCAGUUGUUGUUAUUAAUGUGAGUAGAAAGGCUACAGAUACGGUCGUUAUCAUGUCUGACUGCAGGAGGCAGUGGAACCGGGAGAACGAGCUGCCGGUCUACCUGGCAGGAACGAUUACAACCGGGCCGAACCAACGGAAAUCCUACGGGAUGUUUUCCUCGGCGGAUGGCGCCUACGACAGCAAGACUGUAGACUGUGAUAACUUUGCCGCGGGAAGGAGAGGAACCAGGACUCCCAGGAGCGUCAGCCGAGACAGGCUCCUCGACCACACCGAUGACGACGUUCCUGAGACGGCAAGUGAGGUCCGGGCUGUCGGUUCUCAGGUCAGCUCACCCGGGGAGAGAGAGGAUGUGAGGCCGGGUGUGGAGAUUGAGUACCCGGCAGGGAGGCAGUGUCACUCCGGUCAGAAGAAUGGAAAGAGUGAGAGGUUGCUGAUUAAAGGGGGUCGUGUGGUGAAUGACGACCUGUCUCAGUAUGCAGACGUCUAUGUGGAAGAUGGCCUUAUAAAACAGGUGGGUGAUAACCUGGAGGUACCUGAUGAUGUGAGGGUGCUGGAGGUUAAUGGAGGUCUGGUGAUACCUGGAGGUAUAGAUGUGAACACCUGUCUGAUGAAGCCUCACCUGGGCUGUCCACCUGUAGACGACUUCUACCUGGGCAGCAGGGCCGCGCUGGCCGGGGGCACCACCAUGAUCAUUGACCAUGUGACUCCUCAGCCGGGUGACAGCCUGCUGGAAGCGUUUGAGCGCUGGCAGGAGUCAGCUGACAGGAAGUGUUGCUGUGACUACUCGCUGCACGUCGACCUGCCGCAUUGGCCCGGGGUCAAGGAUGAGCUGGAGGUUCUGGUGCAGGAGAAAGGGAUCAACUCAUUCCAGGUGUAUAUGUCCUAUAAGGAUUCGUUGCAGAUGACUGACUCUCAGUUGUAUGAGGUGUUCUCCGUCCUGAAGGAGUUAGGGGCUGUGGUGAUGCUGCAUGCUGAGAACGGAGACCUCAUUGCUCAGGAACAACGUAAGGUCCUCAGCCUGGGAAUCACUGGACCUGAGGGACCCCUGAGUCACCCUGAAGAGCUGGAGGCGGAGGCAGUGUUCCGUGCCAUCACCAUCGGCAACAGAGUCAACUGUCCCGUCUACAUCACCAAGGUGAUGAGCAAGACUGCUGCCAACACCAUUACCUUGGCCAGGAGGAGAGGUUCCGUUGUGUUUGGGGAGCCCAUCACAGCCAGCCUGGCCACAGACGGAUCGCACUAUUGGAGCAAGAACUGGGCCAAGGCCGCCGCCUACGUGACAUCACCGCCGCUCAGCCCCGACCCCACCACCCCAGAACACCUCCACGACCUGCUGGCCUGCGGGGACCUGCAGGUGGUUGGCAGUGCCCACUGUGCCUACAGCACGUCCCAGAAGGCCAUAGGAAAAGAUGACUUCACCCUGAUCCCCGAAGGAACCAACGGUAUCGAGGAGAGGAUGGGCUUCGUCUGGGACAAGGCUGUGGCCACGGGUAAGAUGGAUGAGAACCAGUUUGUGGCGGUGACCAGCACCAACGCAGCUAAGAUCUUCAACCUGUACCCACGGAAGGGACGCAUCGCUGUGGGUUCUGACGCUGACAUCGUUAUCUGGGACCCAGACAGGACCAAAACAAUCACCUCCAAACUGCAACAGUCGGCUCUGGAGUAUAACAUCUUUGAGGGGAUGGUGUGUCGGGGGGGUCCUGUCGUCGUGGUGACCCAGGGGAGGGUGGUCUAUGAGGAGGGGGAGGGGCUCCGCGUCCAGCAGGGUUCAGGACGCUUCAUCCCCCGCCAAGCCUUCCCAGACUACGCCUACCAACGCAUCACGACCAGGAGCAAGGUGAAGGGGAAACAAGGUGUGUCGCGUGGGAUGUAUGACGGGCCGGUGUACGAUGUUCUGGCCACGCCCAAAUACAUAACGCCCUCCCCUUCUGCUAAAACCUCGCCCACCUCCCAACAGCCCCCACCAAUCAGGAACCUCCACCAGUCCAACUUCAGCCUAUCAGGGGCUCAGUUUGAUGACAACAUUCCUCGGCGCUCUGGCCAACGCAUCGUAGCGCCACCUGGUGGCCGAUCCAACAUCACCAACCUGGGAUGAGCAGCUGGGAACAUCACCUUGUUUUGUGUGUUUGGCCUCACAAUAUUCUAGACUCGAGGCUCAGCUAUGUCUGCGUAACAAAUUGCACCUUAUUCCCUAUCUAGUGCACUAUUUUUAAUCAGAGCCCUAUUCCCUGUAUUAUGCACUAUUUUUAACCAGAGCCCUAUUCCCUAUAUAGGG
This is a messenger RNA of Oncorhynchus tshawytscha (Chinook salmon), 2483 nucleotides long. Its product is annotated as dihydropyrimidinase-related protein 1-like. NCBI's taxonomy places the organism in Eukaryota, Metazoa, Chordata, Actinopteri, Salmoniformes, Salmonidae. Gene Ontology annotation, molecular function: hydrolase activity, acting on carbon-nitrogen (but not peptide) bonds, in cyclic amides. Gene Ontology annotation, cellular component: cytosol; cytoplasm. The record is from RefSeq and is a predicted model, not a curated record.